GUUCUGUUUUUGUCCCACACAGUAGGUUGAGCUUUGGCACAUUAGACUGAGCCUGGCUUAACCUUAUGAGUUUAUUUUUGUAUGUGUUGUGAGCACCACCACUGGUUUGUUUGGGUCUAUUACUCCACCACGGAGCUACAUGACCCCGGCGAAUCCUCUGAUAUGGAUGCCGAGCUCAUAGCGGACCAUCAUGACAUAGCCAUGGACGACCUUAAUGGGCAGCCUCUCAAUGAUGCACGGAAGACUCCCCUUCAUCCUGACCUCUACUUGGAAGAUGGAGUCUCCAGCAUCGACUACGUUUUGGUUUCAAAGGAAAUUGAGACAGAGGACCAGGCGGAGCACGAGGAGAGAAGGGAGACCUUUGAGAAUAAUCUGAGAAAAGAAGGUUUAACCUUGGAAGUUGACUGUGUAGAAGAUGUACCCCUUAGGUUUGUUAAAAUUCAUGCUCCCUUUGAGGUUUGCACAAGAUAUGCUGAGAUCCUAAAAUUGCGUAUGCCAAUGAGAGAGUGCGACCCAGAAUUAAAGAAGAACUUUCUAGCAAAGGCAGGGGAGUUAUUUCAAGAAUUGUUUCCUGGUCUACCAGCCUUGGAAUUCACUCCCCCUGCGGUUUUCCAAGACAUGACAGACUGUGUCAGCAAAAUAUUCAACUUUGUGAGGCUUGACCGUAAUGUAUUCCCACCCAAGAAUAGACAUUUCACAGCCGUUUAUUCUAGAGAUAAAGAAUACUUGUUUGAUGUGACAGAGGAGUUCUUCACAGCUGCAGUUCGGGCUCGUAUCAUUGACUUCAUAUUGAGAAGAAAAAAGUUCAAUGAUUCAGAAAAUGAUGAUUUUGCUUUUGGCAUUGAGAAAAUGCUGAGUGAAUCUACAUAUGAGGCUGCAUAUCCGAUUCAUGAGGGUGAUCUUCAUGUGGAGGGAAAUGAUCGAUCACUUCUAUUCAAAAAUUGGGCUGCCCUUCGCAACUUUUACAAAUACCAGCCUUUGGAUUAUGUUAAGGAUUACUUUGGAGUGAAGAUUGGCCUUUACUUUGCCUGGCUGGGAUUUUACACAUACAUGUUGAUUCCAGCAUCCAUUGUGGGUCUUCUCUGCUUCAUCUAUGCUGUCUCAACCAUUAACGACCACAUGCCAAGCAACGACAUCUGCAACAAGAACCUGAACAUCUUCAUGUGCCCUUUGUGUGACAAGUUCUGUGACUUUUGGAAGCUGGAUGGUUUCUGUUUCCAUGCCAAGUUCACCUAUCUUGUUGACAAUCCAUCCACAAUCUUCUUUACUGCUUUCAUGUCUCUUUGGGCGGCUCUCUUCCUAGAGAUGUGGAAACGGUAUUCUGCAGAAAUCACCCAUCGAUGGGAUUUGACAGGUUUUGACAUUCAGGAAGAGCACCCAAGACCUCAGUACCUGGCCAGAUUAGCACACAUAAAGAAAAAGACAGUCAACAUUGUCACAAAAACUGUGGAGCCAAAACCCCCUUUCUGGAAAAUGAGGUUCCCUGGAAUCAUGAUCAGUUUGUCAUCGGUUGUCUUGCUGGUACUAAUGGCGCUGGUUGCUGUUAUUGCUGUCAUUCUGUACCGCAUGGCUGUGCUGGCAGCCCUGGCCAUCCAUGGGGAGUCAGUCAUCACAUCUUAUGCCAUUAUCUUCACGUCAACCACGGCUGCCUUCAUCAACUUGAUUUGCAUCAUGAUAUUCAACCAGAUAUAUGCACGUGUUGCUGAAAGACUGACAGAACUGACUCAGACAGAAUUUGAUGAUUCAAAACUCUCUACAUGCUCAUUCUAUUCAUCCAUCUUCUACAUAGCCUUCUUCAAGGGAAAAAUGGUUGGCUAUCCAGGGAAAUAUAAUCGUGUUUUUGGAUCAAGACAGGAAGAGUGCUCCCCUGGCGGCUGCUUGCUAGAACUCUCCGUCCAGCUGGCUAUCAUCAUGGUGGGCAAGCAAGCGAUGAACACUUGCAUGGAGAUGGUGAUCCCCAUGCUGUAUCCAGAUUACCGAAAUCCACCUGGGGCAAAAGAUCAGUAUGAUUAUGCACCAAUCUUUUGGCACAUUCUGGCUGCGAGAUUGGCUUUUGUAGUUGUAUUCGAGAAUGUUGUAUGUGUUAUCAUCUUGUUUAUCAAAUGGAUCAUCCCAGAUAUGCCGUACCGUCUGCAGGAACAAAUUCGAAGGGAAGCAUAUGUUACCAAUGAACUGAUUGUUGAGCAAGAGCUCCGGAGAGCAAGAGAAGCAAACACCACUGCCAGCUCCUCACCGCGCUCUCCCCUGCGGCGCCAGUACUCAGAGCCAGCAAGGAACAGAAAUGUCCAAGAUGUCCGCUUUAGGAUCGGUAAUAAUAAGGAUGACUUUGCCACCAAUGUAUAGGAUUUUACAGGAAUUUUAAAAGUGCCUGCAUCCUUAUGAAAGGUUUAUGAUAGUUCAUUUUUUUCCCUUUUUAUUUUAUUUAUUUAUCUUUGUUUUUAUAUCAGAAGCAGGUCAGUUACUUAAAGAGUCCUUCCAUUGUUUUUCUGGUACACAUUCAAUGUACAACACAACACAAUACAAAUACAGAGAUUACAAUAGUUUUAGUGAGAGGCAGUUUAGACUUGUCCACUAAGAUAUACACGCAUACAGGAAGGACCUCUUCAGUCAUAUUCCUGGCUUUUUAUUUCUAGAUAGAGGAUUUGUGAUUGAAGUCAGCAGAAGAUAAAGGAGUUAUUGGUGAUACUGGAUACUUAAAGAGGUAUUUAGGUUGUAUGUAUAAAUUGUAUGGACUUGCAGAUAUUAUUUGCAGUUUAUGUUUCUGUCUGUUAAGAGGAGAGUCGAUGGUACAGUAAUGCGUUAAAGGAAUUUUGAUAUAUAUGUGCCACAUUUCUGGGUAACAUCUUUAGUGUUACAUUAUUUUAUUUUUUAUCAAAAAAGGAUAUUGCUACAUGCUUUGAUGAUCUGGUCAGUCUGUUAAAAUGAUGUUAUUGAAUACUAAUAUGUAAUUGGUUUCACAAAAGUUUAUGUAAAUGAUUUUGAUAAGACAUUUAUUUUUUAGUCAUGUAAACACUUUUCUAAAUGUCAACUGUGUCUUUGUUUCUAGAAGCUAAUUGCUAGUCAAUCUGGAGGUAAUUUUUUAUAUUGUUGACUAACAUUAUUCAAAGGAAAGAUCAUUUCUAUCUUUUAACCAUAAAUGCAUAUCUCUUUAUAUGUAUUUCUCAGCCCUUUCCUUUCCUCUCCUUUCUCAAAAGUUUUUCCACCUAACAUUUUCUCAGAAGCUCAUAAGAUUUAAAAAGAUUAUGGACACGUUUGUCUGGAGAAAAGAAGGCCUGCCUUGGAAGCUUUGCAUUUAGUGUUAAAAUUUAAACUUUUAGCUUCUAAAUCCUUCUUUAGGAUAAUGUUUAAUUUCUUUUUCUUUGUCACCCUGGUAAUUCUGGAGGGACACUUGGAAAUUAAAUGGUUUAUCAAUGCAUUCUCAGACAUGGAAUUAUCCAAAGUCAGAAUUCAGGUGAAUGUAAGGGACAUGUCCAAAGAGGAACAUGUUUACUAAGCCAUAGGAAGAUGCAGUAAUGUGUUCAGUUUGUUUUUACCCAAUAUUAGACUCCAGCAGCUGACGCUUGAAUUCCCUCACAGCUGGGAGGGGCAUGGCCAGCUAGGAACCGAGGACCUUGCAGUUGCAAAGCCAGUGUUCUACAGCCAAGGUACACUAUCUCUACAAAAUUAUUAGUGGAAUAGUUGCAAUGAAUUGAUAAUUAGGAGUAGUUUAAGCAAGAUUAGUAUAAUUAUCCCCAACACUUUCCUGUUAAUGUGCCUUAAGUUGUUUGAGUUUUCCCUCCUGAAUAAAAAUAAGCAUAUUGUAAAUCAUUAGUUUAUGUGGAGACUGAAACGAAACGAUUGUUGAUUGUGAGAUUUUGUCCAAAAGGAGGAUCUAGUUGUUUGUUGUUUGGAGGAAAGUUUUUUGGCUUUGUAUCUUAAAUGUUGCAUGAAGAGUUUUUUAAAAUCUUAUACCAACCUUAAAGGAAAAAAAGAGAGGUCAAGGUAUAUUUUUUGAUGUUGCAGUUAUCAGAGAGCACUUAGUUAGUAUAUGUAUGACAAAGUUCUAGAAUAUAGCUUAGUCAAAAAAUGGUUUGGACCAUUAAUAAUUGAAGUGGAACAAGAUCUGCUGGGUAUUUCUCAUGCGUGAAGAAGCAAUUGGCAAUUGUUUCCAUGUUUGGGUUUGUUGGAUGUUUAUUCAAUUUUAUAGACCUUUCAGCACAUUGAUAUAAUAAUUUUUUUUCUAAGAAUACAGAUGUUUCAUGGCAUUCAUUUCAUUAGUUUUAAUUUUAACAUGGAUUUAGAUUAUGAUAUAGGUAGGAAGAUUAUCCUCUCCUGUGUUUUAUAAAAUUCACAAAAUUAGUAUUUUCUAGUUCUUGCAGAUUACUUGGGUCUUUGCAUUGUUCUUGAAUUUUCUCAGGGUGUCUUAUCCUAGCCAAUGUGGCAGUUGAUUUUCGGUUGAGAAGUCAGAGGAAAAAAAUAUAUUUCAGAAGAUGAAAUGGAUUAAUGUUAGUUGCUCUUAUAGGCUAGAAUGAUUAAAAGAACAUUUUAUAUGAGGAAGGAUAGGUUUCGUUAAUUGUAUAGAUUUUGCAAUUUUUUUACAUAUAUAUUCACAAACUGAUGCAAGUGUGUGAGGGUAGGAAUUUUAGCAUCGGCUUAAUGUGAAGUUCGACCAUACCUGGAAAAAAAAAAUUAUUAUUAUUAUUUCAUUUCUCCUCCCUUCCCCUACUUUUAUCAUUACUUUUUAUCUCUGUUUCAAGCUCACAUUGACUUACUUGAGCAAAAUAAGCCUGGGCCAAGUAAUUCACAGAACUACUAAGAACUUUUUAAAUCACAUUCACUAUAUGAAGAGACAUCACUACAUGCCUUUCCAGCUCAUUUCUUUAGUGUUAUUUCAGAGCGUGAUGAGGAAGGUCCUUUGUAGAAAUAUUACAAAGAGAAAGGAAGUGAGAAAAAAAAAUGGGUAGAGAUUAUUUUGGAAGACAUAUACACUAUUUUUUUUUUAACAGAUGGUGUGACUGGUAUUGGAAGGGUCAAUCUAAUGAGGAAUUUUUGAAAUUUAUAAUUGUUAUUAUCAGUAUCAUUGAUAUUGAUAUUAUUGUCAGAAAAGCAUUUGUAUAACUUUCUUUUUCCAUAUUUGAUAUAUGUUUAUUAUUAUUAUUGUUAUUAUUAUUAUUAUUAUUAUUAUUAUUAUUAUUAUUAUUAUUAUUAUUAUCUCUAAAUAAUUUGAUUCUAAGAAUCUCACAAUAAAUCACCAAAAACACUGAAUCAGUGCAGUUAACAUUGAUUUCAAUUGUAGAUACAAAAGAACCAAAGUUUUUUUUUUCAUAUGUGAUUGUUUUUGUUUAUUUAUUCACACAUGUAUAGAUUUAGUUUAUGCAAAUAUGUUUGCUUAAUUAACCAUUUCUACAGCUAACCAUAUUUAGCUUGCAUAGUUACCAUAAACCAGAUCUUUUUCACUUUUAUGCAGGAUUACUGUUUUGCUCAAUUUGUUAUGGUAUGCUUUGCCUAAGGGACAUUGAAUUUUCUGCUUAGAACAGCAUUUUAAAGCAAUAAGUUUAUAGUAAAAUGUUACUCUUAUAAGUACCUACUGCUAUUGCUAUUAUCAUUAUGAUAAAAAAGCAAAACUUCCUGGACUCUAGUCAGUUACUUUUAAACUGAAUGGUGCAUAUAUAAUUUAAUCCAAUAUUCAUGUGGCUAGUUUUUCUCGCUCUUUGCCUUUUCUUAAUUUUUUCCUUUCUUUUCUUUUUUCAUUUCCUUUUCUUAGAAGUAAAGGAGGUCACUCUCUUAGCAUUUUAGUUUUUAAGAUUAGCUGUUUUGAUAUAAGAUAGGUCUUCUCAUCCCUUGGAAUGGUACACCUUUUUUAUGGAAGUGAUGCAGUGAAUGUACAUCAAGCUUUGUAAUGUUUAAGGCAUAUUGUAUAAAUAAAUUUGAGCUUCCUUG
Messenger RNA from Penaeus vannamei (Pacific white shrimp), 5919 nucleotides. Lineage: Eukaryota; Metazoa; Arthropoda; Malacostraca; Decapoda; Penaeidae. The record is from RefSeq and is a predicted model, not a curated record.